This is a messenger RNA of Syngnathoides biaculeatus (alligator pipefish), 1163 nucleotides long. RefSeq names its product vestigial like family member 1 (gene vgll1l). Lineage: Eukaryota; Metazoa; Chordata; Actinopteri; Syngnathiformes; Syngnathidae. Gene Ontology annotation, cellular component: nucleus. Gene Ontology annotation, biological process: regulation of transcription by RNA polymerase II. The record is from RefSeq and is a predicted model, not a curated record. The transcript has 4 exons. The coding region runs from base 190 to 744 and encodes 184 amino acids.
ACCCCGUGUUGUUAUUUUUGCCCUCAUCGAUGACAGCCUAACGCGAAGCCAAACGAGAACAAAAAUUCCCAGAAAUUUGGGCAUUUGCUCGUCGAGGUGAAGACGUCAACUCGCAUUUGUUGUUCAGCUUCAGCCGGGCCGAAGCCGUAAGAGGAUCUGGGCCACCGCGGUACGAGUGACGGCUGAGCCAUGCAGGAUACCAUGGACAGUCCGGUGGCCGUGAAGGUGGAGGGCCACUCCCGCAGCGUGAUCCUCAGAUACUUCCACGGCGACAUCGGGAGCAUGGUGGACGCUCACUUCACCCGCGCUCUCAGCAAAGACAACACGGCGGUCGCCAAGCCCAAGAAAAUGCGAAAAAACAUCAAAUUGGAGGAGAGCAGCACCGCUCAGGCGAACCUGGCCGAGCAGCUCCCCGUGACCGGUCGCCACCUGGCCUUCGGUUCGGCCGAGGACCCUUCUGGGCCGUGGCACUCGUUCGUGGGCAGGACCGGGGAGGCUCCGGGAUUGCCGUCCACCGCGUAUUCGGCGGAAGACCUGAGCUUGACGGGGCAGCAGUACGCCUCGUCCCUGCUCAACCUCCUGCACGGCGACCGCGCCGAGAUGGGGCCCGGCGUGGCUUCCGGCUCCAAGGCCGAACACCUGGCCAACUGGAUGGUGCCUCAAGGAUUUAGAGACUCUGUAGAGCCUGCUGGAGGCUUCCAGACCGGACAACGUCUGGACAAGAAAGACUUGUACUGGUACUGAGAGGACUGUGUGGUGGGCGACGGCGUGGAGACGACACCUGAGUCAUCAGCGGCGGGAACAGGAACGCCAGCAGGAAAUGUUGCUUCUCUUCUUGCAAUUGUCAGCGGCGCCUCAGCACGCGGCGGCAGAAUGAAGCCCAACCCGAUGAGCCAGUUUUGGUCGCUGGAAGGAAAUUGCAUGUGUUAAUUUUUUCCUUAUCAUCAUCAUCAUCAUCAUCAGGAUAUGGAGCAGUGCGCUAUCAGUAAAGUCUUCCACUGGGGUGGUGAUGUCAAUACGGCCUCUUUUGUUUUUUUCCAACUGUAAUUGUAACACAGUUAACCCCGCCAAGCUAAGUCUAGCCUGGGUUGUUAGUGGAAAUGAGUCUUUUCAUAUGUACUUCCAAUGCGUUUUUUUCAAAUUAUCUGUAAGAUAUUUAUUUU